GGGCGGGACAGAACCAGGGACUGGAAUACCAGGGAGGCACACGCGAGACAGGAAUCGGGGUUCCUGGGUGUUGGGUGAUCCGGGGCGUGCAGGAACUCCGGAAGCCCAUCGACCAAAUCGUGGACUCGUCGCCCUGGGUUGCCUAUGUCUACGCAAGUGGGAGACGGGCCUGGCGCUCCAAAUCGGGGGUCGGGGAAGCGUCAUCCGGCUUGGUCCCCAGGAUCCUAUCGGCGGACCCCCGACUCAGCGUAGGGCCCGGCGGGACAUGGCUGAAGCGCACCAAGCCGUGGGCUUCCGACCCUCACUGACCUCGGACGGGGCGGAAGCGGACCGCAGCGCCUCGGCGCUGCAGGAGAUCUACCUGUCCGGACUGCGCUCCUGGAAAAGGCAUCUCUCCCGGUUCUGGAAUGACUUUCUCACUGGUGUGUUCCCUGCCAGCCCCCUCAGCUGGCUCUUCCUCUUCAGUGCAAUCCAGCUCGCCUGGUUCCUCCAGCUGGAUCCUUCCCUAGGACUGACGGAGAAGAUUAAAGAGUUGCUGCCAGAUUGGGGUGGACAGCACCACAGGCUUCGCGGGGUCCUGGCGGCCGCACUGUUUGCUUCGUGCCUCUGGGGAGCCCUGAUCUUCACACUUCACGUGGCUCUCAGGCUGCUGCUGUCCUACCACGGCUGGCUCCUCGAACCCCACGGAGCCAUGUCCUCACCCACCAAGACUUGGCUGGCCCUGGUCCGCAUCUUCUCCGGCCGCCACCCAAUGCUCUUCAGUUACCAGCGCUCCCUGCCGCGCCAGCCUGUGCCCUCGGUGCAGGACACCGUGCGCAAGUACCUGGAGUCCGUCCGGCCUGUCCUUUCGGACGAGGAUUUCGACUGGACGGCGGGCCUGGCUCAGGAAUUCCUGAGGCUGCAGGCGUCGCUGCUGCAGUGGUACCUGCAGCUCAAGUCCUGGUGGGCGUCCAAUUACGUCAGUGACUGGUGGGAAGAGUUUGUGUACCUUCGCUCCCGCAACUCGCUGAUGGUGAAUAGCAACUAUUAUAUGAUGGACUUCCUGUAUGUCACGCCCACCCCCGUGCAGGCUGCUCGCGCCGGGAACGCUGUGCACGCCCUGCUCCUCUACCGCCACCGCCUGAACCGCCAGGAGAUCCUGCCGACGUUGCUGAUGGGAAUGCGGCCCUUGUGCUCCGCCCAGUAUGAGAAGAUAUUCAACACCACGCGGGUGCCUGGGGCCCAGAAAGACCACCUGCGCCACCUCCGGGACAGCCGGCACGUGGCCGUGUUCCACCGGGGCCGGUUCUUCCGCGUGGGCACCCACUCCCCGAGCGGCCUGCUGUCCCCGCGCGCCCUGGAGCAGCAGUUUCAGCGAAUCCUGGACGACCCCUCGCCCGCCUGCCCCCACGAGGAGCACCUGGCGGCCCUGACCGCGGCGCCCAGGGACCUGUGGGCGCAGGCGCGGAGGUCCCUGAAGAGCCGCGCGGGGGAGGCCCUGGAGGCGGUGGAAGGGGCCGCUUUCUUUGUCUCGCUGGACUCGGAGCCCGCGGGGCUCACCAGGGAGGACCCCGCGGCCUCCUUGGACGCCUACGCCCACGCCCUGCUGGCUGGCCGGGGCGACGACCGCUGGUAUGACAAGUCCUUCACCCUCAUCGUCUUCUCCAACGGGAAGCUGGGCCUCAGCGUGGAGCACUCGUGGGCGGACUGCCCCGUCUCAGGGCACAUGUGGGAGUUCACACUGGCCACUGAAUGCUUCCAGCUGGGCUACUCAGUGGACGGCCACUGCAAGGGCCACCCUGAGCCCUCCCUGCCCCGGCCCCAGCGGCUACACUGGGACCUUCCAGACAAGGUCCACCUGUCCAUCGCGCUCGCCCUGAGGGCAGCCAAGACCUUGUCCGGAGACACGGACUGCCACGUCUUCCCCUUCUCCCACUUCGGCAAGAGCUUCAUCAGACGCUGCCACCUGUCCUCAGACGGCUUCAUCCAGACGGCCUUGCAGCUGGCCCACUUCCGGGACAGGGGUCGCUUCUGCCUGACUUAUGAGUCGGCCAUGACGCGCCUGUUCCUGGAAGGCCGGACGGAGACGGUGCGGUCUUGCACGCGGGAAGCCUGCAACUUCGUGCGAGCCAUGGAGGACAGAGAGAAGACAGUGGGUGACUCACAGUGCCUCUCCCUGUUCCGCCUGGCGGUGGACAAGCACCAGGCCCUGCUGAAGGCGGCCAUGAGCGGGCAGGGCGUGGACCGCCACCUGUUCGCACUCCACAUCGUGUCCCAGCUCCUCCACCUGCAGGCGCCCUUCCUGGACCAGGUUCACUCCGAGCAGUGGCAGCUGGCCACCAGCCAGAUCCCCGUGCAGCAAACCCACCUGUUUGACGUCCACAACUACCCCGACUACGUGUCCUCCGGUGGAGGGUUUGGGCCUGUGGAUGACCACGGCUACGGUGUUUCUUACAUCUUCAUGGGGGAUGACACGGUCACCUUCCACAUUUCCAGCAAAAAAUCAAGCACAAAAACGGACUCGCACCGGCUCGGGCAGCACAUUGAGGACGCGCUGCUGGACGUGGCCUCCCUGUUCCAGGAGGGGCAGCGUCUGAAGCGAGGGUGCCGGGGGCGCGGGGAGGAGGACGCGGGGAACAGGCGUGGGUCUCUCCCCGGCCACUAGGGGCUCCGGGGCACCCUGCCGCCCACUAACCUGUGAUCUCUUCCGGCCAGGACCUGGUCUCCCCGGGAAGUCGUGGGCGGGGCUCUGUGGCUGGGCUGGUGCAGGACGGAGGCACCCUGUGUGGGUUUGGAAACCCCGCAUCUGGUCCAAUAAAGAUGUGUGAGCUGG
Molecule: messenger RNA, 2812 nt
Organism: Myotis daubentonii (Daubenton's bat)
Lineage: Eukaryota; Metazoa; Chordata; Mammalia; Chiroptera; Vespertilionidae
Gene: CPT1C
Product: carnitine palmitoyltransferase 1C
Biological process (GO): carnitine metabolic process; fatty acid metabolic process
Cellular component (GO): mitochondrion
Molecular function (GO): carnitine O-palmitoyltransferase activity
Source: RefSeq, a predicted model, not a curated record